UGGUGGUUGUCGUCUGGUGCCUUUUCCUCUUUUUGGUUGCGCGGUCCCUUGUAGGCUUUCCUGGGCCUCUUUUCCUGUGAGGUUUCCCUGUGUCAGCUAGGUCCCAGCUUCAGACUCCAACCUAAUGUAGGAAACUUCUCUUACCUUGCUAGCCAGUUCCUAGCUCCGCCGCCUUUGGCUUGAGUUGGAUCUUUCUUUACCUUUGGCAGCUAAGGUCAUCUUUUUCCUUGUCAGGCCCUCUCGUUCUCUCUAAGUACCGAGAUUUAGCAGCACGUGUGUCCCAGCGUAUAUUCGGAAAAUGGGGUGGCUGCAUUUGAACCUCCCUUCCUCCCUACCCCUUCCCCCGCCCCCGCGCGCAAACGUUGGCUAACCUUAAAGUGCCGUUAAAGUGCUUAUUAAGUGCUACGUUCUUUUGGACUAAACGUAGCCUAUCUCAGUCUUUCGUGCAUUAGUAGGCGGAUUAAGGCAAUGUGUUUUCAUUUAAUUAGACAGUCCAAUCGGGAGAAUGACGUGGAAGCUAUAAUUAUAGAUGGCUUUUUGGAAGGGAAAGAAUUUCAGCAUUAUUCGAUCAGACUGCGUUUUCCUGGGUGGUCCAAAAAGUUUUCUGAAAGCCUUUAAAGAAUGCUUAAUAAGAGAAAAUAAUAACUAUCAUGUGAGCCAGGCAGUCUACUAGGGUCCUUUAUGCGAAUUUUUAUAUAAUUCUCAAAACGACUCUGAGAGUCUGCUGGGCCAUUAUGGCACUCAAGUGGACUGGUGGACAUUCUUCUCCAAUUCUCUGCCUGAAUGCAAGUCAAGAAGGGCUAGUGGCUUCUGGGGCAGAGGGUGGAGAUCUCAUGGUUUGGGGUGAAGAUGGAACCCCAUUAGGACACACACACUUCCAGGGGGCUAAUGAUGUUACCAGUGUCUUAUUCUCUCCUUCCUACCCCACGAAGCUCUAUGCUUCACAUGGAGAAACCAUUAGCAUACUGGACGUAAGGUCCCUCAAAGAUUCCCUGGACCAUUUUCAUGUGAAUGAAGAAGAAAUCAAUUGUCUUUCAUUGAAUGAAACUGAAAACCUGCUGGCUUCUGCUGAUGACUCCGGGGCAAUCAAAAUCCUGGAUUUGGAAAAUAAGAAAGUUAGCAGAUCACUGAAGAGACAUUCCAAUAUCUGUUCGUCUGUAGCUUUUCGGCCUCAAAGGCCUCAGAGCCUGGUGUCAUGUGGACUGGAUAUGCAGGUGAUGCUCUGGAACCUUCAGAAAGCCCGGCCACUCUGGAUUACAAAUUUACAGGAGGAGGAAACAGAAGAAAUGGAAAGCCCACAAUCACCUGGUCAGCUUUUAAACCCUGCUCUAGCUCACUCAGUGUCUGUGGCGUCGUGCGGCAAUAUUUUUAGUUGUGGUGCAGAAGAUGGUAAGGUUCGAAUCUUUAGGGUGAUGGGAGUCAAGUGUGAACAAGAACUGGGAUUUAAGGGCCACACUUUGGGAGUAUCCCAGGUUUGCUUUCUGCCAGAAUCCUAUUUGCUGCUUACUGGAGGAAAUGAUGGGAAGAUAAUAUUGUGGGAUGUAAGCAGUGAAGUUGAGAAAAAACAGAAGAGUCCUACAAAACAUACCCACAGGAAGAAAACUAAAAGAGCAACUUAUACCAAGCAGGGUGGAAACGCUAAUGCUUCAGUAACAGAUGAAGAGCAUGGCAAAAUUUUACCAAAGCUAAGUAUUGAACAUGGAGAAAAAGUGAACUGGCUCUUGAGUACAAAAAUAAAGGGAUGCGAAAAUAUAUUAGUAGCUGAUCAAACUAGCUCUAUAUCUGUAUAUCCCUUAAAUGGGAUUUAAAUCCAAUAAAAACAUUUGAAAAACUGCAGCAAAA
Equus caballus (horse) is the source of this 1842-nucleotide messenger RNA. It is a transcript of the gene WDR53, whose product is annotated as WD repeat domain 53. NCBI's taxonomy places the organism in Eukaryota, Metazoa, Chordata, Mammalia, Perissodactyla, Equidae. The record is from RefSeq and is a predicted model, not a curated record. Gene Ontology annotation, molecular function: protein binding.